Diceros bicornis minor is the source of this 2106-nucleotide messenger RNA. RefSeq names its product coiled-coil domain containing 61 (gene CCDC61). Gene Ontology annotation, cellular component: centrosome. The coding region runs from base 51 to 1595 and encodes 514 amino acids. The transcript has 13 exons. The record is from RefSeq and is a predicted model, not a curated record. NCBI's taxonomy places the organism in Eukaryota, Metazoa, Chordata, Mammalia, Perissodactyla, Rhinocerotidae.
GGGACUGGAACGAAACCAGCGACCAGGAUGGGCCACUGGUCACAGCAAGGAUGGAGGAUGCAGCUGCACUGGCCAUGGACCAGCCAGCUGGCCUGCAGGUGGACUACGUCUUCCGGGGUGUGGAGCAUGCCGUACGGGUGGUGGUGUCUGGACAGGUGCUAGAGCUGGAGGUGGAGGACCGGAUGACAGCCGACCAGUGGCGGGGCGAGUUUGAUGCCAGCUUCAUCGAAGAUUUGACUCACAAGACAGGGAACUUCAAACAGUUCAACAUCUUCUGUAACAUGCUGGAGUCAGCCCUCACUCAGAGCAGUGAGUCGGUCACCCUAGACCUGCUCACCUACACGGACCUGGAGUCCCUGCGGAACCGCAAGCUGGGGGGCCGCCCAGGCCCCUUGGCCUCGAGAUCGGCCCAGCUCAACUCCAAGCGUUACCUGAUCCUCAUCUACUCCGUGGAGUUUGACAGGAUUCACUACCCGCUGCCCCUCCCGUACCAGGGCAAGCCGGACCCUGUGGUCCUGCAGCGCAUCAUCCGCUCGCUGAAGGAGGAGCUGGGCCGCCUCCGAGGGCUGGAUGGCCAGGAUGCUCGGGACACCCGGGAGACGGAGAUCUGGCACCUGCGGGAGCAGGUGUCGCGCUUGGCAUCGGAGAAGCGCGAGCUGGAGGCCCAGCUGGGCCGAUCUCGUGAGGAGGCGCUGGCCGGGCGGGCGGCGCGCCAGGAGGCCGAGACGCUGCGCGGGCUCGUGCGCGGCCUGGAGCUGGAGCUGCGGCAGGAGCGCGGCCUCGGGCACCGCGGGGCCGGCCGCCGCAGCCAGGAUUGCCGCCGCCUGGCCAAGGAGCUGGAGGAGGCGAAGGCGUCGGAGCGGAGCCUGCGCGCCCGGCUGAAGACGCUGAACGGCGAGCUGGCGGUGUACAAGAGGGGGAGACGGACUCCGCCGGUGGUGCCGCCCGCGGCGCGGGAGGAUCGGGCCUCGUCGUCCCGGGAGCGCUCCACGUCGCGUGGCCGCGGCGCCGCCCGCUCCUCCUCCCGGGACAGCGGCCGCGGAGGCCGGGGUCGAGGCCGCGCUGCCCGCCCCUCGCCCUCGCCCACAGGUGGUCGCGUGCCCCGUUUCGACCCCACAGCCUUUGUGAAAGCGAAGGAGAAGAAGCAGAGAGAGAUCAAGAUGAAUGGACAGUUUCCGCAGCCGCUGCUCGUCUGCCAGCUCCUGCAGCGAGUUGGAAGAUUUCUCGGAAUCCCUCCCGAGAGGCGCUGGUCGCCGCGGGAAGCCUCCCAGCCCCCCCACGUGGAGCGGGUCCAACAGGCAGCAGAAGUCCACCCCUGUGGAACGCGGCCGCCAUCAGAGACGCCUGGCCAGUUCGGGGGGCUGGGUCCCCAUCAAAGAGUACAGCUCCGACCACCAGGCGGCCGACAUGGCGGAAAUAGACGCCCGCCUCAAGGCCCUGCAGGAGUACAUGAACCGCCUGGACACGCGGUCGUGACCCCGGAGAGGGAGACCGCCCCUCCGUCCCCCGUCCCCCGGGAUUCUGCGUGGAGGUCGGGGCCAGUGCGCCCUUCCAGCCCCGCCCCGGCCCCGCCCCUCCUGGUCUCAGGUGUGUGAGGCCCUGGCCCCACCCUCUCUCCCAUGCAUUGCAUGCUGGGUGGGAGGCUGAGUGCGAUUUGUAAAUAAACAUGUUGGCCCUUGGGAUCCCUCAGCUUAUGACUGAAGGGUGGGGGCAGAGUGGGAGAUGCGAGGAAUAAGUCGGGGUGUAAUUGGGUCUUGUGUGUGUUUCUUGGCAUCUCUGGCUGGGAGUCAGACUGGGGUUCAGGCUCAGGGAAAACUCCCGCCCUUUCUAAAACAAUGAGAGUAGUGGUCGGGAGGGGUGAUAGUGAGCAGCCCAUCCCCAGAGAAGUCCAAGCAGAGAUGCUGCACAGAAGUCUUAGGCUGCGUUGUAGAGAGGAGGUGUUUGGCAGCAUGAUUCACUGCCUGGGAGGACCCCCGAGCUGCUGUGGGUGACAUCUGGAUUGACUUGGUGCUGAUUCCUGGGCGCUGACCUGAGACUUCUGGGUUUUGAGCUGUGAUGUUGCUUCUGAGCUGAGUUCUCAAGGGUCUUGGUUCAGGGUCGGGGCCU